UUUUUACCCGGAAAAACUUUUUGGUCAUGUAACGCGUCAUUAGGUGCCCUAAAGAUGGCGGAGUCGGAGGAGGAGGUGGACGUAUUGGUCCAGAGAGUUGUCAAAGACAUCACUAACGCCUUCAAGAGAAACCCCAACAUUGAUGAGAUUGGUGUGAUCCCGUGUCCAGAGGCCCGCUACAACCGCAGUCCCAUUGUGUUGGUGGAGAACAAGCUGGGUGUUGAGAGCUGGUGUGUCAAGUUCCUGCUGCCGUAUGUCCACAACAAGCUGCUGCUCUACCGCCAGCGCAAACACUGGCUGGAGAGGGAAGCUUUAGCGGAUAUCACCUGCACUCUGUUGCUGCUUAACCCGGACUUCACCACUGCAUGGAAUGUCAGGAAGGAACUACUGCAGUGCGGAGUUCUUAACCCAGAGAAAGACCUCUAUCUGGGCAAGCUGGCCCUCACCAAAUUCCCCAAGAGCCCUGAGACGUGGAUACACCGACGCUGGGUGCUGCAACAGAUCCUGCGUCAGUGCUCUGCUAUGGGCCGGAAGCAUCAGCAGGGUGAAGCAGAGCAGGCCGAUGCAGAGAGGAGCCAGCAGCUCAGUGACCAUCUGGCCAGGACCCUCCAUCAAGAGAUGAAGGUGUGCUCGGACGCUGCCUGCCGCUAUCCCAGCAACUACAACGCCUGGUCCCACCGCAUCUGGGUGCUGCAGCACAUGGCCAAGGGCAACGUCAAGGUGUUCCAUGAUGAGCUGUCGUCGAUGCGCCUCUGGGUGUCCAUGCAUGUGUCUGACCACAGCGGCUUCCACUACCGCCAGUUCCUGCUUAAGGAGCUGAUCACGGAGCUCUCCCUGACUCCAGCUUCCACCCCCCCCAGUUCGCCCCAGCGCCGGCGCAGCCAAGUCCCCGACAGCAGCCCCCCCCCACCCAGCCAGGGCCCAGCCAAUGGGGAGCUGUCGGGGGCGGAGGCCGCAGCAGAGGAGGACAGACAGCUACUUCAACUCUUCCACCAGGAGGUGGAGCUGUGCUCAGACCUGAUCCAGUCCUUCCCUGGUCACGAGACACUCUGGAGUCACAGGCGCCAUGUCUUCUACCUGUGGCACCACUGGAGGAGGGAGCACCAGCACCACUGCAGCAGCAAUGGAGGCAAUGCGUCGGUCCGCCUUAACAACAGUGAGCCCACGCUGGCCGAGGUUGGCGCUCAAAGCUGCGCCGGCAGGGGGGAGAGUGUGAACGGACAGGGGCAUGCUAGUGACGCUAUGGAGGUGGACGCGGCGUCCUUGCCUGACCCGCGGGACAGCAAGCGACUGAAGAGAGGUGCCCUACUGCCAGGCACCCCCGGCCUGCCCUCUGAGCACAGUUUUGUGAGCGGUGUCCUGGACAGCUGCGGGAACCCCGAGCAGAGACGUUUCGCCCUGGCAUACAGGAAGUGGUUAGACACUGUCAUUGGUCAGCAGCCUUGAGAGAGAACCGUUAGCCCACAGAUCUCUCUCAACAUUGAAGUUGCCUUUAGACACAGAUUUAGGAUCAGCUUCCCUACCUGUAGCGCUGACUUUAACCAAUAGUGAUUCAGAUGCAGUGAUGACUUUAGAAACGAGUCCCAGGGCAGCUCCUGACAGUGGGGAGUGAGGGUAAGGAGGUUUUAACAACAUCCUGUCCGUUCUUCCUCUGAAACAUCUGGAUUCUCCUGCGCUUGAUCUGAGCCAGUACCCCUUCAGAACGGAAAUCUGCACACACGGAGCCCAUUGGCUCGCUAUGGGUCUGUUGGUAGAUUCUCUUCUUAUUCAAGGUUUCUCCAUGCCUCAGGUCCAAUUGCCACUGCUUUUGUUUUUUAGUGCCAGUUUGACAUUUUUCUGCACAUAUUACUUUAUGUCUGUUCAAAUAUUUCAGCAAAGAAACUAAAUGAAUCGCAUGUGUUGGGCCUGAUUGGUUGGAAUGCCAAAAUAGUCAGUACUAUAUAAAUGAAUAAGCCAUUAAAUAAUAAUAUGAAAUGAGUAAUCGUAUGACUAAAAAGAGUAGGAUAUAUACAUGACCCAAUAAAUUGUAACAAAAUACAAAACAUUGUUAAAACUUCAUUUAUUUAUUUUUUAAUUAUCAUCAAGUGUUAUUUCAUCCAUAUUUUCACAGUAACUGUUUUAUUGGAGUUUUGUAUCAAACAUUCUCUCUUUACAAAAGUCUGAUUUCUCAAGUGAUUGGCUAAAAGCUGAGGGGGGCGGGGAGUGGAAACAGGAAAAUGAGAU
Molecule: messenger RNA, 2223 nt
Organism: Perca flavescens (yellow perch)
Lineage: Eukaryota; Metazoa; Chordata; Actinopteri; Perciformes; Percidae
Gene: ptar1
Product: protein prenyltransferase alpha subunit repeat containing 1
Exons: 7
Coding region: 55-1446 (463 amino acids)
Biological process (GO): protein prenylation
Cellular component (GO): cytoplasm
Molecular function (GO): protein prenyltransferase activity
Source: RefSeq, a predicted model, not a curated record